UAGGAAUUUGCAGUCUCCAUUGACUAUCUUCUCGUCCCUUCUUUCUCCAAACACCAAAACCAUAUCUCAUAUUUUCCGCCGGAUUUGACAGACGGUUAGCCUUAUUCCGAUGGAUUCGGAACAGUACCUGCAUCUGUUCUUGGAGGAGAGCAACUUGUACAACCACAUUGUGCUUGGAACCUUACUCCCUGCAAGAGUUUGGGAGCCUCUUCCCCACUUCUUCCAGUCUUGGCUUCGCAACUAUAUAGGUGGCGUUCUUCUCUACCUCCUUUCCGGCUUCCUCUGGUGCUUCUACAUUUACUACUUGAAGCGCAAUGUUUACCUUCCCAAAGAUGCCAUUCCUUCAAACAAGGCCAUGCUCUUGCAAAUAUAUGUGGCCAUGAAGGCCCUGCCAUGGUAUUGUGCUCUUCCAUCCAUUUCAGAGUACAUGAUUGAAAAUGGCUGGACUAGGUGUUUCUCGAGAAUAAGUGAUGUCGGUUGGCUUGGAUACUUCAUUUAUUUAGCAGCUUAUCUUGUAAUUGUGGAGUUCGGAAUUUAUUGGAUGCAUAGAGAAUUGCACGACAUAAAACCCCUCUACAAAUAUCUUCAUGCUACGCAUCACAUAUACAACAAGCAGAAUACUCUGUCUCCAUUUGCUGGUUUGGCUUUCCACCCACUGGAUGGGAUACUGCAGGCUGUACCACAUGUGAUAGCACUUUUUAUAGUACCAGUACAGUUGACUACGCACUUAGGUCUGUUGUUUAUUGAGGCCAUAUGGACAGCAAACAUUCACGACUGCAUCCAUGGCAACUUGUGGCCUAUAAUGGGUGCUGGUUUCCACACCAUUCACCACACCACGUAUCGACAUAACUACGGCCACUAUACCGUAUGGAUGGAUUGGAUGUUCGGAACACUUCGUGACCCUUUGGAUGAUGGAUCCAAGAAGGAAAUCUAAUUCACUUGUCUUCCCCGUCCUUCCCAUUUCAAAAUUCUUGAUUGGACUGUUUUUAAUGCUUGCAGUAUUUUGGUGUAAAUUAUGUUGGUUAGUAGCAAAAAAAAAGGUGAGAAGGGAUUUUUAGGUGGAUCUUUUUCAGUUAAUAUUUGUGCAUUAGUUUGACAAUGAAAUCCCAUCUCCACCCUUUAAAAAUAAUAUUAAUUAGAAUCCAAUUUUUCUUCAA
Messenger RNA from Humulus lupulus (European hop), 1157 nucleotides. Its product is annotated as delta(7)-sterol-C5(6)-desaturase-like. NCBI's taxonomy places the organism in Eukaryota, Viridiplantae, Streptophyta, Magnoliopsida, Rosales, Cannabaceae. Gene Ontology annotation, biological process: lipid biosynthetic process. The record is from RefSeq and is a predicted model, not a curated record. Gene Ontology annotation, molecular function: oxidoreductase activity; iron ion binding. The transcript is spliced from 3 exons. The coding region runs from base 110 to 934 and encodes 274 amino acids.